This is a messenger RNA of Glarea lozoyensis ATCC 20868, 1176 nucleotides long. RefSeq names its product DHHC zinc finger-containing protein. Gene Ontology annotation, molecular function: protein-cysteine S-palmitoyltransferase activity. Gene Ontology annotation, biological process: protein targeting to membrane; peptidyl-L-cysteine S-palmitoylation. Bases 1 to 1176 code for a protein of 391 amino acids. Gene Ontology annotation, cellular component: endoplasmic reticulum; Golgi apparatus. Lineage: Eukaryota; Fungi; Ascomycota; Leotiomycetes; Helotiales; Helotiaceae. The transcript has 4 exons. The record is from RefSeq and is a predicted model, not a curated record.
AUGGGUCUCGUACGCAAUGUAGCCCUUGCGGUUCUUCUCAUCUCAUUUUUCACAUUUGCUGCCUUCUUUGGGAGACUGCCUGCGCUGAGAAAUACUCCUAUAGGAGCUUUACAUAGACUACUAUGGAUCCAUAUACCUAACGGACUGAGGAGACUCGAUCAAAAACUGACAGGUGGGAGGAUAAGUAUCACGACUACCAGAUGGGCUCAUACUUUAUGGAACGACAAGCAUCCUCUUAUCAUGAUAUUCUUCAUCCUCCUGCUCCUAGUCUCAGAAGUCCUAUUCCUACCACCAGCCUGGACAUUCAUGAGCAACCAAAGAAAAAUUACCGCCACCACCCUCCUCUCACUGCCCUACAUCUUCCUCUACAAAUCAGUCUACACAGACCCAGGCUAUAUAACCUCCACCAACCACACCCACGCACUCACCCUCUACCCCUACGACUUCACGCUCUUCCACCCCGGCCAAAACUGCCGAACAUGCCACCUCCUCAAACCCGCCCGCUCAAAACACUGUCAAAUAUGCAAACGGUGCAUCACAAAACUAGACCACCACUGCAUCUUCAUCAACAACUGUGUAGGCUACAACAACCAGCAUUUCUUCAUUCUCUUGCUCCUCACCACCGCAACGCUCAUCUCCUACGCUUCAUACAUCGGAUUCUCCAUCCUAUCAGCCGAGAUACUAAGAAAUCUAUCCUCCUGGACACCAACGGGAAAAGGUUACACUUGGGGGGAGUAUAUCAACAUCUGGGCCUGGGCCAUGCAAGAAUACACCCGCAUCGGCGCCGUCACGCUCCUUUGUCUCCUCACCGCCCCGCUCGUCUGGGGUCUUCUCGGCUAUCAUCUAUACCUCAUCUGGGCCGGCACCACCACCAACGAGAGCAUGAAAUGGAGCGACUGGACGGUCGAAAUGCAUGACGGGCUUGCUUUCAAACGUCCGAUCUCUCCUUCUAGAAUUAAAAACGAGGAAUACGAAAGCAGUUUCACGACUUGGCCAGUAGAAAGUCAGCAAGUUCUCGUCCGCACGUCGAAUGGCAAGCCGCCGAAGAUGGAUUUUGAGAUCGGGGAAGGCGAAUGGGUUCGAGUGUGGGGACUGAAAGACGUGGAGAAUCUAUAUGACCUGGGGUUGUGGGACAAUCUCCGGGAUGUGUUUUUAAAGAGACGGGCCGUUGCUUAG